AUGCUGCGUCGGUAUGUUCACCAGUUCGGUCGGAAGCUGGUCCGCAGGUGGCCACUGGAGCCCCAGGAGAAGUCUGAGAGCCGCAGAGCUCCUCUGAACACCCUCGACCUGGUGAUCUUGGGUGUGGGCAAGAUCCUGAGAGCUGCCAUCUACAUCCUGAUCGGUAAAACGGUCAAGUACAUAACUGGACCAGCGAUCGUCAUCUGCUUCUUGGUGGCCGCCUUGUUUUCUGUCCUGUCAGGGUUCUGCUAUGCCGAGUUAUGGGCCCGGGUACCACGCUCCGGUUCCGUGUAUCUCUACAGCUAUGUCACCAUGGGUCAGCUGUAUGCCUUCAUCACUGGCUGGAACCUCAUCCUGUCCUUAGUCCUUGGCACCGCCGUUUUGGCCAGGGCUUGGAGCUACAUCUUUGACAGCCUCAUUGGGAACCACAUCUCUCAGGCAUUGCAAGGAACUUUCUCUCUGCACAUGCCCCACUUCCUGGCCAAGUACCCAGACUUUCUGGCCUUGGCCCUGGUGCUGCUGCUCAUGGGACUACAGGUUCUGGGAGUUCGUGACUCAGCCCCGUUUAACAAAGCGUUCACGGGCAUCAGCACUUUGGUUCAGAGCUUCAUCAUCCUCUCGGGCUUCAUUAAGGGUGACCUGCACAACUGGCAGCUCACGGAACAGGACUACGCAUCGAACACGUCUGAAUCCAGUGGCACCUCUAGGGUAGGAGGGUUGGGCCCUCUGGGUUCUGGAGGGUUUGUUCCUUUUGGCUUUGAUGGGGUUCUCCAUGGAGCAAUUCUAUGUUUCUAUGCAUUUGUUGGCUUUGACACCGUUGUCUCUAGAGGCGAAGAAGCCCCAAACCCUCAGUGGUCCUUCCCCUUGGGCAUCACAUUCUCCAUCUUCAUCUGCUUUUUGGCCUAUUUCGGUGUCUCAGCAUCCCUCACCCUCAUCCUGCCCUACUCCCAGAUUCAGCCUGACAACCCCUUAUCUCAGACAUUUCUGCACAGUGGGUGGAUUUCCGCCAGAUAUGUCCUGAGUGUCGGCAUCAUUUGUGCCAUUAUGUACAGACUCCACAGUGCCACGUUCCCCAUGUCUCAGGUGAUCUAUGUGAUGGCAGAGGACGGGCUCCUUUUCCGGGGACUUGCCCAGGUCCGUGCCUGCACAGGCGCCCCCAUCGUGGCCAUCAUGUCUUCCGGAAACCUCGCAGGGGUCAUGGCAUUGCUCUUCAAGCUCAGUGAUCUUGUGGACUUCUUGUCAGUUGUGACCCUGCUUGCUUACACUCUCGUGGCAUUUUCCGUCCUUGUCCUCAGGUACAAGUCACACUUGAAGGAGAAAACAGGGAAGGAAAUUGAGAUGGAGCCUGAAGCUGAAGGCAGUCCUUUGGACUCCGUACCUGAAGUAGGAACCUCAAACAUCCUGAAAAGUCUGUGGUUCCCUACCAGCACCACCCCCACAGAGAAAUCUGGCCAGAUUGUCUAUGGAUGUGCCUUCUUGCUUGUUCUCCUGCUGGCCAUCCUGAGCCUGGUCCUGGCCCAGUGGCCCAGCCAGGUGUUCUCUGGAGACCCCAAGCUCACACCAGUGGCUGUGCUGCUGCUGCUGCUCAUCACUGGGGUCACGGCCAUCAUCUGGAGGCAGCCCCAGAACCCCUCUCCUCUUUAUUUUAAGGUCCCUGCUCUGCCUGUCCUCCCACUGGUCAGCAUCUUCGUGAACAUUUACUCUCUGAUGAGGAUGACCACUGGGACCUGGGCGCUAUUUGGCAUCUGGAUGGUGGUUGGGUUUGGGUACGGGAUUCAACACAGCUUGGAGAACAACAAGCCACAGCCACCAGCCUCCACUCUUCAGACUUGA
This is a messenger RNA of Capra hircus (goat), 1833 nucleotides long. RefSeq names its product cationic amino acid transporter 3-like. Gene Ontology annotation, cellular component: plasma membrane. Gene Ontology annotation, biological process: transmembrane transport; amino acid transport. Gene Ontology annotation, molecular function: amino acid transmembrane transporter activity. Bases 1 to 1833 code for a protein of 610 amino acids. The record is from RefSeq and is a predicted model, not a curated record. The transcript has 11 exons. Lineage: Eukaryota; Metazoa; Chordata; Mammalia; Artiodactyla; Bovidae.